AUGGUUCUUCCAAAAACCCUAGUAACGCUAAUGGUGAGCAAAUUGAGGAAGAUCGCUGUCACAAGAAGAAUGGGAAAUAGUGUUUCUUCUUCGCUGUUGAGCGCAUCGUUUUCUUCUGAUGAUAGAAGGGGUUACUUUGUGGUCUACACUGUGGACAAAACCCGUUAUGUGUUGCCUCUGAAGUAUUUGAAAAGUGAGGUGGUCAUGGAGAUAUUGAGGAUGUCUGAAGAAGAAUUUGGAUUCUCGACCGAUAAACCAAUUGUGUUACCGUUCAAUACUACUGUAAUGGAUCAAAUUAUUUCUUUGCUCUCGUCGCAACAAGAUGGAGAUGGAGGCAUAGAGCAAGUACCGAUAAACGAUAUUGCUACGGCCAAGGGUUGCUCAUCGUUAAACCAGAGUUCUUUUAUCGCACAUCAUCACUCUUGCGAAAGCUUAUGUGCUCAAUAA
Linum tenue is the source of this 447-nucleotide messenger RNA. NCBI's taxonomy places the organism in Eukaryota, Viridiplantae, Streptophyta, Magnoliopsida, Malpighiales, Linaceae. The record is from the annotation of a GenBank genome assembly.